AUGCGUCCCACAUUCGUUGUCUCUGCUUUUGCAGCACUCGCUCUUGCAGCUCCUCGUCCUCAGGAUAUCGUCUUCGAUGAAGUCGACGCCACCCCGGAUCCAACGAUAUACACUCCUCCCACCAAUGUCACGGUCGACACUGUUGCCAUCCAGCCGGCAUCUGCAGCCUCUGCUAUUGCCAGUGCUGCAGUGACUGACGUUGCUUCAACAUCCGACCCUACUGAGAAGAGGGAUGUCAUGGGGGUUGCUGAUCAGCUUAAACCCCGUACUGCGGACUGCGGUGCUUUGCCCGAUGGCAGUGGGCCUGCAGUGAACAACCCCGAUACUCCCGACGCAUUCUUGACCUACCAGCCCUUUUUAGAUGCUUCAAGUAAUGCCCCAACACCGCAGGGCUACACACCGGCUUUCCAGGGCAAGCAAGCUUCCAGUCAGACGACGUCUUAUCUUGGCUACAAGACGCUCGACAAGUAUGAUCCUAUCCUCUGUCAAGAAUAUUGCGAUCAACUUGAAGGAGGCCGAUGCCAGGCUUUCAACAUCUACUUCGAGCGUGAUCCUAGUAUUGCUCCAGCUGAUGGGUGCCCGAACCCAACUUCGGUCACCAACAUCAAGUGUGUCCGGUGGGGAGUGCAGGUAAAGCCGGAAACGGCAACAAAUACUGGCGGGACCCGAAAGCCCGCCUUCAAGGUUGCGAUCACCGGAAGUAACGGCUACAACAAGCUCGCUCCUCCUAAAGCACAGCCUGGUUUUACUGCGCCCAUGGCUCUGGGUGGAGCAAUCAACGCACCCAACGACCCAGUCACCAACACCAACACAUACAUGGGCUACAAAUUCUUCUCCUUCGACAAAGUUCAGACAUUCGAGGGAGGUGUCGAGGCUUGCACCACCGCUUGCACUGCCCAGACUGCCUACAACAGCCGUCACCCUCCCGCGGCGCCAGCCAAGCCAAACGUCUGCAACCAGGUCGUGGUUUACGUUCUGAGCAACAACAACCAGCCUCAAGGAAUCCAAUGCGCCAUGUACUCGGAAUCAUGGGCUCAGAACUAUGCCACGAACUAUGGCCAGUACCGUGGCAACGAUUACUGGAGCGUCAGCCAGGCUUAUGCCUACACUAACGCUACUUAUGCUGCCAAGUAUGGAAACAUCUGCGCUGUUGGUGGCUGCCCUAAUGGCUCCUUCCGAGGUGGAAACUGCGGUGGAUAUGGAGCUGGCACUUGCUAG
Hyaloscypha bicolor E is the source of this 1218-nucleotide messenger RNA. RefSeq lists its product as uncharacterized. NCBI's taxonomy places the organism in Eukaryota, Fungi, Ascomycota, Leotiomycetes, Helotiales, Hyaloscyphaceae. The transcript has 4 exons. The coding region runs from base 1 to 1218 and encodes 405 amino acids. The record is from RefSeq and is a predicted model, not a curated record.